Molecule: messenger RNA, 337 nt
Organism: Dentiscutata erythropus
Lineage: Eukaryota; Fungi; Glomeromycota; Glomeromycetes; Diversisporales; Gigasporaceae
Source: the annotation of a GenBank genome assembly
AUGAAACCCGAACGAUUACAAUUCAUCAAAGUACACAGAUAUCUUUUUUAUAAUAGAUCUGGAACUCAACCAGCAACAACCAAUGAUAGUGAUUAUACAAAAUCACCAUAUUACGUUGAAAUAGCAAUGUAUCUAUAUCUAGUAUUACCGCACUUAUACUCUCAAAUAACUUACAAUGAACCCAAUAAUAUAUAUUCACCUCAAUGGAUGACAAAGAAACAAAUGAACUAUCAGAUAUGGACUCCAUCGAUCCAAUACUUUAAAGAAAAAAUAUUCGAAAAAUAUAUACCAAGUUAUUUAGAAGAAUGGACCAUAAAAGGAAAGAUUACCAAUAAUC